AUGACAAACAUUACCAGUCCUAUCGAUAUCGGGAAAUGUUCGUUGAGGCAUCGCGUCGUGAUGGCGCCGAUGACGCGCCUGCGGGCAGAUGAAAAUCACGCACCGUUGGAUAUGAUGAGGGAGUAUUAUGCGCAGAGAGCAUCAGUUCCUGGCACGCUUCUCAUUACGGAAGCGACAUUUGUGUCAGCGAAAUCACGAGGGCGUGAUGAGAAUGCUCCGGGGAUAUUCACGCAGGAGCAGGUCGAAGCAUGGCGACAUGUAACGGACGAGGUUCACAGCAAAGGGUCCUUCAUCUUCAUGCAGCUAUGGCACGUCGGUAGAGCAGCUCGUCAACAUGCGCUGGACAAGGCUGGCCUGGAAAUGGUCAGCAGUAGCGAUGUCCCCAUCGACAAAGAGUAUCCGACACCACGGCCCAUGACUACUGAGGAAAUCUGGGAGUGCAUUGCCUCUUUCGCCAGUGCCGCUAGAAAUGCCAUCAACGCGGGUUUUGACGGUGUCGAGAUUCACGCUGCAAAUGGAUACCUCAUCGACCAAUUCACGCAAGAUACAUGUAACAGACGAACAGAUGGAUGGGGCGGCAGUAUCGAGAAUCGGUCACGAUUCUGUCUCGAGAUCGCGAAAGCUGUUUCACAAGAGAUAGGCCCAGACCGGACAGCUAUUCGACUGUCACCCUUCAGUACGUUCCAAGGCAUGCGAAUGCAGGAUCCCGAGCCGCAGUUCACCCACCUGAUCUCCGAGCUGAAACCCUUGGGGCUCGCGUACCUCCAUCUCAUUGAACCCCGUAUCGCCGGAAACGUGGACAGGGAGACUGAUGACAUGGAGAGCCUUGACUUUGCGCUUGAGGCAUGGGGUUGGGUCGGACCAGUCAUUUUGGCUGGUGGUUACACAGCGGAAAAGGCAAACAGAGCCUUGGAAACAAGCUUCAAAGACCGGCCUGUUGGGUUUGCGUUUGGGAGACACUUUAUUUCUAAUCCGGACUUGCCGCUUAGGCUCGCGAGGAAUAUUCCCUUGGCGCCGUAUCAUAGGAAUACAUUUUACAAGGUAAAGAGCGCGGAUGGGUACACGGAUUAUCCUUUCAGCGAAGGACGGUAG
Molecule: messenger RNA, 1092 nt
Organism: Fusarium tjaetaba
Lineage: Eukaryota; Fungi; Ascomycota; Sordariomycetes; Hypocreales; Nectriaceae
Product: NADPH2 dehydrogenase chain OYE2
Exons: 1
Coding region: 1-1092 (363 amino acids)
Molecular function (GO): NADPH dehydrogenase activity; FMN binding
Source: RefSeq, a predicted model, not a curated record